AUGUCGCCCGAAGCACUAUCUCAUAUUCCGACUCUGGCACCCAUUCUUCUUCUCACGCUUUCAGUGUUGUUUUUCAUCCUGACAUCGUCUCGAAAGUCUGAACUCCCUUUCAUCAAUGCAAGAAGAACAUUUGAAUUUGGCAAAUCCCGUGCACGGGCGCGAUACAUGAAGGAUGCCGCCACAUUGAUCAAGAAAGGAUUGAACGAGGCUGGAGUCUUUCGCAUCAUCACUGAUAACGGCACAAGAACUAUGCUGGCGCCCAAAUAUGCCAACGACGUCCGUAGCCUCCCAGAACUGAGCUUGACCGAUAACUUAGCAACUGAGCUGCAUGUCAAUCUUCCUGGCUUUGAGCCAUUCAGGGUUACGGCCAAUGAUAACAUUAUUCAAGAUACUGUCCGCGUCAAAAUUACGCAAAAUUUGGCAAAUGCCAUGAUCCCGCUUUCCACCGAGGCUACCUAUGUUCUCCAGACCCAGUGGACAGACGCAACAGAGUGGCACGACAUGCAGCUAAAGCCCGCCAUCCUGAAAAUGGUUGCCCAACUUUCUUCUAGGAUCUUCCUUGGGGAUAAGAUCUGCCGCGACCCUGACUGGCUUGAUAUCACCAUCAACUACACUAUCAACGCAUUCACAGCCGCACAGGAACUCCGCCUACUGCCAGAAUUCCUGCGUCCGUUUGCCGUCAGGUACUUGCCAACGAGUCGAAAGGCCCAGGGACAGCUGAAACAAGCAAGAAAGAUUAUUAAUCCGGUCCUGAAAGAAAGGCGUGCCGCUGAGCGCUCAGGCAAGGGUGUAGAAUAUCAUGAUGCGAUCCAGUGGCUAGAGGAUACUUCUAAGGGACGCCAUUACGACCCAGCAGCGGCGCAGCUUGCCCUCUCUGCGGCGGCCAUUCACACUACGACCGACCUAUUCACUCAGACUCUUCUCGACAUCUGCGGUCGGGAAGAUCUCAUUCGUGACUUGCGCGAGGAAAUCGUCACCGUGGUUCAGGCUGAAGGGUGGAAAAAGACGACACUUUACAAGCUCAAAUUAAUGGAUAGUGUCAUCAAGGAGUGCCAGCGGUUGAAACCCAUGGCUAUCGCUAUCAUGGCACGCGUCGCCCGAGAAGAUGUUGUUCUUCAUGACGGACAGAUAAUCCCUAAAGGCGACAAGAUGCUGGUGUCCUGCGACAGGAUGUGGGAUGAAAACAUAUACCCUGAUCCGCUGAAAUUCGAUCCUUACCGAUUUGCAAAUAUGCGUAAAACGGAUAGCCCAAAGAAUGAAGCUGCCGCUCAACUAGUUUCGCCGUCGCCGGAACAGAUGGGCUUUGGGUUUGGACAGCAUGCUUGCCCAGGACGCUUCUUUGUGGCCAAUGAGAUUAAGAUAGCUUUGUGUCAUAUUCUGUUGAAGUAUGAUUUGCGAUUGGCAGAUGGUUGUGAGCCCAAGGUGCAGAAGUUCGGGAUGAGAUUGGCGGCAGACCCGAUAGCCAAGGUUUCUAUCAGACGCAGGAAGGAGGAAAUUCCUCUAUAG
This is a messenger RNA of Penicillium antarcticum, 1506 nucleotides long. RefSeq names its product cytochrome P450. The transcript is spliced from 4 exons. Gene Ontology annotation, molecular function: oxidoreductase activity, acting on paired donors, with incorporation or reduction of molecular oxygen; heme binding; iron ion binding. The record is from RefSeq and is a predicted model, not a curated record. NCBI's taxonomy places the organism in Eukaryota, Fungi, Ascomycota, Eurotiomycetes, Eurotiales, Aspergillaceae. Bases 1 to 1506 code for a protein of 501 amino acids.